Messenger RNA from Gekko japonicus, 1837 nucleotides. Its product is annotated as ferritin light chain-like. Gene Ontology annotation, cellular component: cytoplasm. NCBI's taxonomy places the organism in Eukaryota, Metazoa, Chordata, Lepidosauria, Squamata, Gekkonidae. The coding region runs from base 162 to 974 and encodes 270 amino acids. Gene Ontology annotation, molecular function: ferric iron binding; ferrous iron binding. The transcript has 3 exons. Gene Ontology annotation, biological process: intracellular iron ion homeostasis; iron ion transport. The record is from RefSeq and is a predicted model, not a curated record.
GAGUCCAAGCGCGCUUCUUCCCCCGAAGAGCUGUUUCCAGGUCGCCUUCGAGCGGUCGGGACUUCCCCGAAGCCCCAACUUGGAGGAAUCCCUCCGCGUCACCGCGAAGAGGCCGCGUCGCGCCUUGCAGCCAAGGGGAGGCGGCCGCUGUUCCCCUCGCCAUGGCCGAGCCGAGCCGGAAAAGGCUCAAGGGCGGCCUGCCCGCGUGCACCCUCCACCGGCAUGGCAGAGCGCCCCGCCAGCUGGUGAAGCAGAAUUUCCCGCCCGUGGUGGAGGAAAGCUUGUGCGGGGUCACCGGCGCCCUGCUGGAAGUCGCCUACGUCUUCCAGAUGCUGGGUGAAAUCUUUGAUCGCUCUGAUAUGAGUCUACCAAAUGUUUCAAAAUUCUUCUGGGAACAGGCCAAGGAGGAGAAGGAAGCCGCGGAAGUACUGAUACAAUACCAGCACGACAGGGGGGGCCUGUACUGUACCAAAGUUAUCCAGAAACCACCCAACGUGUAUAUAAAUGGUGUGGCAGCGGCUCUGGAAGUUGCCUUAAUACAGUGGAAGAUGUUGGCAGGCUAUUUUGAGGAUCUUUAUGCUCUGAGUAUCAAGAACUCAGACCCCCACACUGCAAGCACAAUUAAGAAGCAAUUUCUAGCGCCCAAGAUCCAGAAGAUCAGGCUGAUGGGAGAUCUAAUUACGAAUGCUCAUAGGCUUAGGAGCGCUCAGGGUGGCAGAGGUGACCUUGAAAACUAUCUUAUAGACCGUUUACAAAAAGAACUAAGGCCAGACAUAGAAGCUCACGGCCGUCCCCGUACACCACUUCAGAAAUGUGCAGGGGCUGCGAAGGCGAUGCCGCUGUUGCCAGAGGAGUUCCCACAGCAGAAUGACAACAUAAAGCCAAAAUACUUAGGGCCGCAUUGCUACCCCUCUCAGCCACGGUGGAAAGGCUUGAGGGAGGCAGAUCAAAGACAGGGACACAAAUGGCAUUAGACUGCUUGAAAACAGGAAACCCCCCAGUGCCUAGCCGCUUUGGGAUAUUCAUCCAUCACUGAAUUGACCUAGCGUAGAUGUCUGUGGACGUAUGUGAUGGUAUCAUUUCUCAAAGCAGCAUUCCCAUAAGCAGAGUAAUUGCACCGUCGCCUUUGAGUCAUCAGUGAUUUUUGUUGGUUGUGCCAAAAUUGAGAGGGCCGUUGUUUUUAUCUUUUGUAAAAUGGUCACACCCCAAUUGCAAAAUUUUGGUAACCUGUAUUAGCUACUAUGCACUUUGGUCUUCUUCUAGCACAAACUAGAAGUGCUGUACAGCAGAGUGGCUUAGUGAGCCUGCAUUGCAAUUUUUGCACACACAAUUUUAGGAACUUUCCAGAUUGAACUUAUUUGGAGCCAGUUGACAUUAUGUGAACGUUAUAUCACUUGCUAGAAUUACUACUUUCAUUUAUACUAAGAGUUACUGCAGCCCAUGUGCAGCACACAGUCUGGAGUGUAACUGGCAUUAAAGUUGUGAGUGAUCGAUUUGGCUACUGCAUAAAUUAGUUUGCUCUGGAGCCCUCCUUCCUGAGCUAGGACAAAAAUGUGUGAGCCAGAGCAUUAGAGCAACUAGAUUCAGGCCAAUGGCAAUAACUUGGACAAAAAUGUGUGAGCCGGAACAUUAGAGCAACUAGAUUCAGGCCAAUGGCAAUAAUUUUUGCUUUUUCUACUAUGAAACAAAAUGAUCUUUCAUAAAGUUAUUUCUGUGAAAUCACGAAACCAAUUAGAUUUUCAUCUUUUAACGGUUGCUCAGAUGGGCUUCCUCUAUACUAUUAAUUAAAUUCUAUUUUAGUAUAUCUAUUUUAUACUACCAAAAUGAUUUUAUAUAA